This is a messenger RNA of Bactrocera dorsalis (oriental fruit fly), 1990 nucleotides long. RefSeq lists its product as uncharacterized. Bases 1156 to 1776 code for a protein of 206 amino acids. Lineage: Eukaryota; Metazoa; Arthropoda; Insecta; Diptera; Tephritidae. The transcript is spliced from 3 exons. The record is from RefSeq and is a predicted model, not a curated record.
GCGAUUCCUGUUCGUGGCGACAAGUCUUUUUUCUCCGGCGGUCUACAAGUGCGAAGCGAGUGACGACAACAACGUUUUUUAUACAAGUGAACCCUUUUUAAAUAAAAGCGCAUAAAAGUGUUUUCGGAUUUCCACGCGCAAGUGUAUAAAAGUGUUUUCCGAGUUCCACGCACAAGCGUUCAAAAGUGUUUUCAAAUUUUCAUACAUACGAUCAAAGUGCGUGCGGAUAAUUUCCUAACCCCACAUAUAUACGUUCAAAAGUGUUUUCCAAUUUUUAAUAUAUACAUCAAAAGUGUGGUCGCUGCUAAAUUCUCAUUUUCACAUACAUACAUCAAAGUGGUCGCUGCUAAAUUCUCAUUUUCAUAUACAUACGUUCAAAGUGCGUGCGGAUCAUUUCCUAAUCCCACAUAUAUACGUUCAAAAGUGUUUUCCAAUUUUUAAUAUAUACAUCAAAAGUGUGGUCGCUGCUAAAUUCUCAUUUUCACAUACAUACAUCAAAGUGGUCGCUGCUAAAUUCUCAUUUUCACAUACAUACAUCAAAGUGGUCGCUGCUAAAUUCUCAUUUUCAUAUACAUACGUUCAAAGUGCGUGCGGAUCAUUUCCUAAUCCCAUAUAUAUACGUUCAAAAGUGUUUUCCAAUUUUCAAUAUAUACAUCAAAAGUGUGGUCGCUGCUAAAUUCUCAUUUUCAUAUACAUACAUCCAAAGUGGUCGCUGCUAAAAUUGCUCAUUGGCAUAUACAUACGUUCAAAACAAAGGUGUCGGAGUAAUUGGACAUCUGGAAGAAGCUACGAAAACAAUGGCUUGUGGAAAAUACAUGUAUAACUGUAGUGAAACAGAAAACAGUUACAAAUCAAAGUGCUCGAAAAUUGAAAAAGUACAGGAAAAAAGUAUUUAGUGAAAGUGACAAACAAAAGUGCGGUGAAAAAUAAGCAGUUAGAAACAAAACCACCUAACUCAUAAAUAAAAAACAAAAACAGCGGGCGCGAAUAUAACCAUAUAUGUAAAAAUACAUAUUAAUAUCAAACGGGCGCGGAAAAAAAGCACAAUAACAACAAGCCAGCAAGGAAGGAGACCACCCAACCAUCCCAGGGCAGGAGAACAGAGGCGAAAGCCUUCCGACACACACUGUCGCCAACACUAAUCCCCAAAAUCCCAUGACGGAUAAUAAGAUCAAUAUGGAUGGGGAUAUGCCCAGCGUGCCAACGCCAACAGUGAGGUCCACCGUUACUGCGCCACGCCCUGGGGCAGCUUCAGCGCCACGAAGCCCAGCGGCAAGGCCUCCUGCAACCGCUCCUCGUAGUGGUACGCGACCGCUACCACCCCCCUCGACACCAGCCGCGGAGCUUCCGCGCAACCGAUGUCCCCUGUGUCGGCGCUCUCAUCGGCUACAACAUUGCAGCAUUUUCCGUGGCAUGCAGCCCUUACAACGCCAGAAGGUUGCUCUGGCUCACGGGCACUGCCUGAAUUGUUUGGCGACGGCACACCACACACGAGAGUGUACGUCAGUUACCCUCUGCCAACUGUGCAACCGGGCACACCAUACUAUGCUGCAUCGUGCCCCAAAACGGGCCGUUAUGCGCCAACGCUCCGCGGGUAGAUCGCAGCAGACGAGUCGUCCGGGUCGGCAAAGGAGACUAAUAGCCCCUCCUCCAACCAUAUCGAGGCGAAAUGAGGUAUCAUCACGGCGUCGACAGCCUCGGUCGUCCUAUCCCCGCUCCACUGGCCUCAGCAGUGUUGUUGCCACGCUGCAGCAACUACAGCGACUGCUAGGCUAAUAUUCGCCUAGGGGGGCCGGGAUGGCUAGAUGAGUUAGCGCCCCCCCCCCCCUCAACACACGUCCCUGGACGAUAACUCAUGACAUCAACACGAUCCACACAUGAAGACCACACACGAAUACAUCACAUAUGAAGACAAAGCAAAUGGCAAUACCAUACCGCUAUCCCGUUAUGCAGCGUACUCGCCACUCAGCAGCCCUUAAAAAGAUCAGCA